This is a messenger RNA of Solea senegalensis (Senegalese sole), 1844 nucleotides long. It is a transcript of the gene syngr2a, whose product is annotated as synaptogyrin 2a. Gene Ontology annotation, cellular component: neuromuscular junction; synaptic vesicle membrane. The transcript has 4 exons. The record is from RefSeq and is a predicted model, not a curated record. Lineage: Eukaryota; Metazoa; Chordata; Actinopteri; Pleuronectiformes; Soleidae. The coding region runs from base 149 to 823 and encodes 224 amino acids.
ACAGGGGCGUGUCUUCAGAAAAGUUUUCAGGAAGCAGUUUUUUAACAAAACGAAACUGCCGUAACUUUGGCAAGAGAAGCUUUUUAACUCGCCUUUCAAACGCUGGCCAGUGAUUAUUUAGUCGCUGAAUAGUAAAUAAACAAAGAAAAUGCAGGGUAGCGCUUAUGGAGCCUCUCUGGCAGGCGGUACUUUUGAUUUCUUGGGCUUUGUCAAACAGCCGCAGACCAUCCUGCGCUGCCUGAGUUGGUUGUUUUCAAUUGUGGUCUUUGCGACCAUCACUGCAGAAGGCUACAUAAACCCAGCAUCCCAGCAAGAUGCCAAGUGCAUAUUCAAUGGUAACGACAGUGCCUGCAGCUAUGGGGUGGGAAUUGGAGUCCUGGCCUUCUUGGCUUGUGUUAUCUUCAUCAUACUUGAUGCCUACUUCCCACAAAUCAGCAACGCCAAAGAGAGAAAAUACAUUGUUAUCGGGGAUUUAGUCUUCUCAGCGGUUUGGACAUUACUGUGGUUCAUCUGCUUCUGUGUUCUGGCCAACCAGUGGGCUAACACCUCCACUGAGGAGUCUACUCAACCGGGAGAUGCCGCCCGGGCUGUCCUGUCUUUCUCCUUUUUCUCAAUCAUCACCUUUGCUCUUUUGACAUAUUUUGCCUAUGGAAGGUAUCGUCAGGGUGUGAAUGACUUUGACCAGGACUACAGAGACCCAGUCGGUGACCAAACCACUCCAUACCCUGCUGCUCCAUACACCAGCGGCCCCACGGGCUACCAGCAGUCACCUUUCACCAACAACCAGGAGCAACCAGGGGAAUACCAACCUCCAGCUUAUUGAAGGACUGACAUUCAAACCCAUUAAUCCAACUGGGGAGUUUCUUUUUUAAUCAAGACAUGUGCCAAUGUUUUCAUUAGUAUUCUGGACUGUUCUCUGCUCUCCAGGUUUCUCCCUGCAAAAGGGGUUUCCAUAUUUUUGGGUGCAAUGAUGGCGUGUGUUUCAUUGUUGAGUGUUGUCCAGUGGACCUUUGGUGUGUUCACAGUGGUCCACACAGCAUGUGAGUGCCAAAAAAUGAAUUUAGUUUGAAGGAGUUUGGUAAGAGAAGAGGACGACUGUGCCAUUGAUACUUUUGUACCAAAGCACCUGUAGUUAUUCAAGUGCCUUGUUUUUUGUUUCAUUUUUGAGAGCUGCUAAUGUUGAAGCACAAAUCAAAGAACAGGUCUGGGUUAUUUUGUUGCCAGGAAAUCUGCUUUGCAUUUUCAAGAUGGAUAAUAGUUUUUUGGGUUGAUUUUUUUUUUUUAAUCAGUUAUUCUUUAGUAGAUCUAUUUGUGUUGCUAUCACGCUAAUACACCAAAAUAAUUCAUAUAAUUGUUUUUUUUGCCACAAAACAUUUGACGCAUGCAAUGGGUGCAUGGAAAUGUUCCCUCUUUAACUACUGUAAUGCCAUUUAGUUUUUUCUUCAACUGUCAACCACUGAAAAAUGGCUUUUAUGCACUGAGAAUGGGAGUAGUUAAUUUGCAAUAUCUGCUUUGAGAUGGUUCAUUUUUAUGGUUUAGUUCCACUCUUCUUAAUAGGUCAAACUGUUUAUUAGUUGCGUUAAUUAGGUCCUUUUAACUUACUGAGUUCAAUCACAGUAUCUAAAAUGUGUUCUUCAGCAAGUAUUUGAUUUCUGGAAAUUCAGUGACAUUGUGGAAGUUGUUAAUAUAUUUAUUUUUUUCCUUUUUUUUCAUGGUAUCUUUUCCAUUUGCUGCAGUUUUUCUGUCAUGCUCAAGCGCUUUACAAUAUUUUUCACCAAAGUGCCUUUUAUACAGUAUUCUGUAUUAUUGAGGGUGUGUCUAAUAAAAAAACAUCUCGUUUUGAA